UUUGACAAAGGCCAACACGAAAACAACAAGUCACCAAGUAUUUUUGUAUACAUUAUACAUCAAAUAUUUUUGUGUACAAUGGCUCUCUGGGUUGACCGCUACCGACCGCGCCAGCUAUCCAAACUGGACUACCACAAAACGCAAGUUACGCAUCUGAUCAAUCUUUGCUCCCAGGGAGACUUCCCGCAUGUUCUACGGCCCUUCCAGGCCAGUAACAAAACUCGCAUCAUGUGUCUGCUGCGGAAACUUUACCAACCGGGCGCGGAACGGCUACGCAAUGAGAUAAUGAAUUUCACAACGCCCUCGAACCGGAAGGUGGAAAUCAGGAGCAUCAGCAGUAAUUACCACAUCGAGUUGAAUUCAUCGGGUGCCGUGAUAUAUAACAGGGUGGUCGUGUCGAAUUUGAUCAAGCAAAUUGAUCCCAGUGGGUAGAGGGAAUAUGAGACUCGUCUUGUCCGAAGUGGAUUAGCUGAUCAAAGAUACCCAGGAUGCGCUGAGAAGAACCAUUGAAAAGUAUUUGUCUACGUGCAGAUUGAUUUUGUGCGCCAAUUCUACUUCGC
Toxorhynchites rutilus septentrionalis is the source of this 560-nucleotide messenger RNA. RefSeq names its product replication factor C subunit 3-like. The transcript has a single exon. The record is from RefSeq and is a predicted model, not a curated record. NCBI's taxonomy places the organism in Eukaryota, Metazoa, Arthropoda, Insecta, Diptera, Culicidae. Bases 79 to 432 code for a protein of 117 amino acids.